AUGAUGCUUACAACACGACGACCAACAAGUCGUAUUGAUAUGUAUGAUAAUACAACUUUACUUCAGCAUGAAUAUGAUACAAAUAUAAAUUUAAAGAAAACUGAUCUUUACUCUCCAUCACCACCACCAAUGUCUUAUCGUGAUUUACGUUCAUUUAUGUUUAAUAAAACACCAUUAUCAUCAGCAACAAAUGUUGUUAUUAUACCUGAAUCAUUGAAUUCAACACAAAAAUUAGUAAAAAAUUCAUCAAAUGUAAUAACGGUAGAAAGUCCUCGAAAAAAUUCACAUCGAAAAAAACAUAGUCGUCAAGGUAUCGAUGUAUAUCGGUCAUUGAUACGAACAGAUUCACGUUGUUCAGCAUCAUCCGAACGUGAUUUAACAAAUGAUGAAAUGAUGAUUUUAGCUAAUUCAUUUAUUAUUGAUCAUAUAAUAUCAACACCAACAAGUGGUUUUUUUCAUCCACAAAAUUUACCUAAUAUUCAAAGACAUCGUAUUAUUCAUAAUAGUGUUAGAAUUGGAAGUAGUUAUACAAAAAUAAGUCAUACAUCAUCACCAUCGUUAUAUAUUCAACAUUUUGGACGUAAACGAUCAACAACUCCGCAACGCAUACAUCGAACAUCACCUAUUGAUGUCCAACAUGAAACAACUACUAAUAAUAUGACAACAACAGCAACAACAACAAUAACAACAACAGAAUUUUCAUCACCUAUACCCGAAUCACAAACUCGUAAACAAUUACAUGUGUAUAUGCCACAUACUGUUUCUUGUUAG
Molecule: messenger RNA, 771 nt
Organism: Rotaria sordida
Lineage: Eukaryota; Metazoa; Rotifera; Eurotatoria; Philodinida; Philodinidae
Source: the annotation of a GenBank genome assembly